GAGAGAACAAAAGAAGGGAGAGGGGCAGGGGAAAGGUCAAGACCAUUCGGGAAGGGCAGGGGAGGUCAAGUGGACGAGAGAAGAGCGAUCUUGGAGACGAUUUGUGGCUUCGUGGACAACAAGUUCAAGGUGCCUUCCAGAGCAGAGGGUCCGGUCUUAAACCCAUACCCGGACCAAGUGACGUUUUUAGUGAAUGAAGAAAAAACGUGUAAAGACCCCCCUUUGGCACUGGCACUGGUGGUCACUGCCCCUUCGAAUGCCAAGAAGAGGCACUUUAUUCGGAACACGUGGGGUCAUCCUGCCUUGGUCGAGGUCACGGGUAUUCGACCUCUCUUCGUUGUGGGUCAAACAGUGGAUCCUGCGGCACAGGCCACGCUUUCGCAAGAGACGUCCCAAUACCAUGACGUCAUCCAGGCCAACUUCCGCGACUCGUACCAGAACCUCACCUACAAAACGACCGCUUUACUCACGUGGGCGUCAACUUAUUGCUCUUCCACGCCCAUCGUCCUUAAAAUCGACGAUGACGUCAUACCCAAUCCCAUAGCCUUGCAGAAAUGGCUUAUUAACUUCCUCGAAUCGCAUCCCCAUCCUAGCGAAAUCAUGGGGAAGGUGAGGUGCUGCGAUCCUGUGCUUCGUUCAGGAAAGUGGGGUGUCUCGGAGGAACGUUAUCCUGGGAAUUCUUACCCUCCGUACGUGGCUGGUCCUUCGUAUAUGGUGCCGAUGCCCGUGGUGUCUGCCCUGCUACAGGCUGUUAGGAGGACGGAAUUUUUAUUCUUGGAAGACGUCUAUACAACCGGACUCGCCGCCAAGAAAGGAGGAAUCUCUCACUAUAACAUAUUCACUCUUACAAACUCUCUACCCAACAAAAUUGACGUGUUUUGGUGUUCGGGAGCAAGAGUAUUUCAAGAAAAUGUAGGUCUAAAAGAAGCAACGAGAGGCUGGAACAAGAUUCGUGAGUUAGAGGGCAUCAUUGAACCUCCAGAAUAUGUCUUCACUCCCUGACAUUCAACUGUUAUCGUUCCUCUUAUUUUCCCUUCGUGGUCUGAGUUUCCGUUAUGAACUUUCUACUGUAUGUUUGUUUUUGUACUUUGUAUUUUUCCUUAGCAUAUGUCUUUGGCAAUACUCUUUGCUAAUUAUUUACUUACUUUUAUA
Penaeus vannamei (Pacific white shrimp) is the source of this 1152-nucleotide messenger RNA. The record is from RefSeq and is a predicted model, not a curated record. Lineage: Eukaryota; Metazoa; Arthropoda; Malacostraca; Decapoda; Penaeidae.